Molecule: messenger RNA, 2310 nt
Organism: Heterostelium album PN500
Lineage: Eukaryota; Evosea; Eumycetozoa; Acytosteliales; Acytosteliaceae
Gene: Dd5P1
Product: inositol 5-phosphatase
Exons: 2
Coding region: 1-2310 (769 amino acids)
Biological process (GO): phosphatidylinositol dephosphorylation
Molecular function (GO): phosphatase activity
Source: RefSeq, a predicted model, not a curated record
AUGAAUAUUCUACAAAGAACAAGAGCAAGUUCGGUUGCAACAUCGGGUGCAGCAGAUCCAAAGAAUCUAAAGGAUUUAGAGCACUACUAUAAGGCAUUGAAGAAGAAUGUAUUGGAUUUCCAAUUCGAAUUCAUCGUAGCCUUGAAGAAGAACAACAAAGUACGAACAUUGUUAGUAAAUCUAAAAGAGAAAUCAAUACAAAUUAUAAAAAUGUCAAAGAAACAAAAACAUAAGAAAUCAAAGAUAAAGAAAUAUGGAAUAGAUGAGUUCGAUAGAAUCACCAAGGUUAAGAACGAGAAUAAGUUGAUUUCAUUCAGUAGAAAGAACGGAAAGAAGGAAUUCGGUGUCAGUUUUAUUAAUACAGAGAGACGUGAGUGUUUCUAUGAGUUGCUGUGGUUGGCCAGAAGCGGUGCAACUGCGCUGCCCGAUCGUGAAGAACAGACACUCUUUGAUACAAUCAAUAUAUUUGUUAGCACCUGGAAUGUCGGUGAUGCACAGCCACGUGCAGAUCAACUUCAUACUUGGAUUCCCGCUGGCAACAGUACGACUGGCGAUAGAAAACAGCAAAUCGAUCUCUAUGCUAUUGGUGUUCAAGAGUGUCACUAUGAUCCACUACCGAAACGUGAGCAUUCCGACGACGAUCGUUGUGAGGAGCAUUGGUUUUCAAUGUUGGCGACACACAUCGGUAGUGACUAUGUGCGAUUGGAAUCGAUUAGUCUGGUCAAGAUGAGGCUGAUUCUCUUUGUGAGAAAAGAACAUUACUAUAAGAUCAAUCAUAUCGAAAAGGAUUCAGAGGCAACAGGAAUCGGUGGAAUCUAUGGAAACAAAGGGGCAACUGCCAUCUCUUUCCAAUUCCUCGAGACUAGUUUCUGCUUUAUCAGCUCGCAUUUCGCUGCGCAUCAAGAAAAGUCGGAGCAACGCAACCGCAACUACCGUGACAUUGUCAAGGGACUGAAUCUUGGAAACAAGUCGAGCGAUGUGUUGAAUCAAUUCCACCAUGUUAUAUGGAUGGGUGAUUUCAACUAUCGUGUUGAUCUGUUCCGUGAGGAGGUGUUGAAUCUCGUCAAGAAGAACAAUAUUGCCAAGAUUCUGACUAAAGAUCAAUUGGCCGUACAGAAAAAGAUGGAGCGUGUAUUCCUCGGAUUCAAAGAGGCAUCGAUUCAGUUUAUGCCAACGUACAAAUUGGAGCGUGGACAAAAGGGUGUUUACACCGAGGAGAAACAACGUGUUCCAAGCUGGUGUGAUAGAAUCCUCUGGAAAUCACUGCCCUAUACACAGCCAAUUUCACCGGUCUCCUAUAGCAGUGCACCCGAUAUCUCGACAUCCGAUCACAUUCCCGUUUAUUCAUUAUUGAGCGCCUACAUUCAACGACCAUGCUUACCAGUUCCACAAUCUUUAAUCCGCCAACUUCGCAUCUACUUUUACGACUUGAAAGCAGAGAAUCUAGUUGGAAAGAAAUCAAAGAUCGACGAAAAAGAUAAAGAAAAGGAUAAAGAUAAAGAUAAAGACAACAAAGAUCAUCCACCAUCUCCGUACUUGGUGUUCAAUGCUUGCUCCUACGUGGAGGAACCAGUGUCGACAUCGGUCGUCUACCACAACUCCAAUCCGCUGUGGGGCAACAUAGCACCGAUAGUUCCAAUCAUUCAGAAAAAGACAUUCCUCGAACAUCAGCAUCUGUUCAUCACCAUCUUUGACGAGAACGAGUCAAAGUCGAAAAAAGAAAGAAAACUAAAGAAAAGAUUGAUCGGUCAUGCGACAGUACCACUUGCACUCGGGUUCAACAGUGAACCCUAUAGUUUCAAAACGAGAAUCACCAAGUAUGGAUUGAACUCUGGUAUACUCUAUGGUAAAAUUCAUAUUCUCUACGACAAUGCUGCACAUACACCACCUCUCAUUCCAAUGCACUCCAAUAGCUACAUGGCUAAAGAGUCGGUUGCUAACGAGGUUGCCUAUGGUCCGAUAGUACCACCACCACCCCCAAUAGUUACAUUACCACCACCUCCACCAACAAUAAUCACAACAACUACAACUACAAUUAAUUACUAUUCUAAUAAUAAUAAUAGUGAUAAUAGUAGUAGUACCGAUAAUAGUUAUACAACAACACCACCAUCAAACGAAUACGAAUAUAAUUAUGAAAAUAAUUAUAAUAGCUACCAAGACGAUGAUAACUAUAGUAACGAUAAUAAUAAUAAUAUUAACUCCAUUACAGUACAAAUGGAAUCGACUACAAUAGAUGAUACGAUUACUCUAUCACCUGGCUCUAAUCGACCAAUGUUGAGAAGAUCGAAAUCAUUCCGAAAGAGUAUAUAA